Molecule: messenger RNA, 1188 nt
Organism: Colletotrichum karsti
Lineage: Eukaryota; Fungi; Ascomycota; Sordariomycetes; Glomerellales; Glomerellaceae
Exons: 2
Coding region: 1-1188 (395 amino acids)
Molecular function (GO): nucleotide binding
Source: RefSeq, a predicted model, not a curated record
AUGACCACGGAACCCUUUGUGCUUAGGUGGGGCAUCAUGGCCACAGGGGCCAUGUCGGAGUACUUUUGUAAAGACCUCCUGACGAAUCCGGCAUGCCGCGGUGUGAGCGACGUCGCUCACAAGAUCACGACAGUCUCGUCUUCCAACGAUCCACAGAGAGCCGAAGCCUUCCUCACCCGCAUCGAUCAUCCUCGGCCAUCCGAGGUCACAACCUACGGCUCCUACGUGGAAUUGGUACGAGACCCAAACAUCGACAUCGUUUACAUCGCCACACCGCACAGCCAUCACUUCCAAAAUGCCAUGCUGGCGCUCCACGCGGGCCGGAACGUUCUAUGCGAAAAGGCUCUCACGGUCACUGCUGAGCAGACACGAGUACUUGUUGACACUGCCCGCAGGAAGAAGCUGUUCUUCAUGGAGGGAGUUUGGACGAGAUUCUUUCCAUUAAGUGUGAAGAUACGAAAGUUGGUUAGCAGUGGCGCUAUCGGUCGUGUUUAUCGCGUUACUGCGGACCUCUCGCGGGCGAACAGUAGUCCCGAGCCUGGAAGUACGAAGCUUAACUACGAAGACUCUCAUCGCAUGGUUAAUCCAGACCUGGCCGGAGGUGUUCUACUUGGACUAGGCAUCUACUCGUUGACAUGGGUCUUCCAGAUUCUAUAUCAUUUACAGCCUGAAGGUGAGAAGGAACGGCCCCAGGUUCUCUCGGCCGUGCAGAAGUACCACACUGGGAUCGACGAAUCAGCUACUAUCCUCCUCAACUUUGCAAGCCAUGGAACUGUCGGCAUAGCUACCUCAUCUCUUCGUGUGGCAACCGACCCGGGCGAGGUCGGGAACCCUGCGAUCCGCAUUCAAGGUUCGGCUGGAGAGAUCCAGGUGGAGCAUCCUGCCUACAAGCCGCUUUCUUUCAAGGUCAUCAAGUCUGGAGCUGAGGGUUCAGCUACUGAGGUUGUUGAGUGCCCUCAGCCGCAGGAUGAAGAGCGGAACUGGGGCAACGGGACGUUCUGGGAGGCGGAUGAGUGCGCGCGUUGCAUCAGAGACGGAAAGCUGGAGAGCAGUACUAUGCCUUGGGAGGAGAGUUUACUCGUUAUGGAGACGAUGGAGCAAGUACUGAGAGCAGCGGGUGUUACCUACCCUGAUCUCAUUGCCAGCCAUGACUUUGACUCAUCGAGUUCCCUGAACACGGGAAAGUAA